AUGCUGACCAGCUCGCAAGUGAAGCCACCGGUGUACGUAGCAUUCGUGCUGGUGCUACUGGUCGCCACCGUACUGCAGCUGUGCCAGGCGGAAGCGCCCGAGUUUGAGACCGGUGGACGCGUUAGCAAGCGUGGCCCAACCGUCGGCUUGUUUGCGUUUCCACGUGUCGGCCGCAGCGAUCCGGAGCUGGGACUCGACUGGGAAGCGUCCGCCAUGCUGCCGAUGGAGACGGGCGAUGAUUACGCAGAAGACUACCCGGUGAAGGAGAUGAAGCGUCAAGGGUUGGUGCCGUUUCCACGUGUGGGGCGCUCCGGCAAGUCGGAGCUGGCGAUGGCGGCCGCCCGUUACUGGCAGGCGGCGCGUAACCUUCAGCAGCAGCAAAGCAUCGUGAAGCGUGCCGGCGGUUCGGGUGCCAACAGUGGCAUGUGGUUCGGACCGCGGCUCGGCAAACGGGGACGCUUCGGUGCCGUCCCGGUGCCGAGCGGUAGCAGCGAGCAGCAGCUGGCGAAAGGUGAACAGCUGUAA
Anopheles marshallii is the source of this 525-nucleotide messenger RNA. RefSeq names its product cardio acceleratory peptide 2b (gene Capa). The coding region runs from base 1 to 525 and encodes 174 amino acids. The transcript has 3 exons. Gene Ontology annotation, biological process: neuropeptide signaling pathway. Lineage: Eukaryota; Metazoa; Arthropoda; Insecta; Diptera; Culicidae. The record is from RefSeq and is a predicted model, not a curated record. Gene Ontology annotation, molecular function: neuropeptide hormone activity.